CCUCCACCCCCUUGCCUCUCCCGCUGCGUUGCCCUCUCCCUCUCGCCUCCUCCCUCGUCCACGCGUGUCCUUCUUCUCAUGACGCUCUCCUCCUCCUCCGACGCCGCCGGCCCUUCCUCGCUGCGCGUGCCGAGCGUGCCGCAAACAGCGCAGCAGCAGUCCUACUCCUAUGCCUCGCCCUUGCCCUCUCGCUGUGCGAGUGAGCCGUGUGUGCUGGGCGUGGAUGAGGCGGGCAGGGGUCCGGUGCUUGGACCGCUCGUCUAUGGCAUCGCAUACUGCCCGCUUGCCUUUCAUGACCUCGAGCAGGGCGGCCUGCGCGACGUCGGCUUCGCAGACUCCAAGGCACUCACCGCGGAGCGUCGCGACGUCCUCCUCUCCUCGCUGCAGGCCUAUCCCCACGAGCUAGGCUGGGCCAUCCGCAGUCUCGCGCCGCAGGACAUCAGUGCCGGCAUGCUGCGUCGACGACCUGUGAAUCUCAAUGCCCAGUCUACAGACGCUACCGUCAGUCUCAUCCAGGACGUGCUCGCCCAGGGUGUCAAUCUGGUGCACAUCUACGUCGACACAGUCGGCGACCCGGCAGCCUACAAGCGCCUGCUCUCCUCUCAUUUCCCAAAGCACAUCGAGUGGACCGUCACUUCCAAGGCCGACGCUUUGUUCCCCAUCGUCGGCGCUGCAUCCAUCGCCGCCAAGACGACGCGCGAUGCGGCCAUGGAAGGCUGGCUGUACGCCGAGGACGUCAAGGGCACGCCCGACGGCUUCUGGGAGACGGGCAGUGGCUAUCCUGGCGAUCCACGGACGGUGGCAUACCUCACGAGAACGCUCGACGCCGUCUUUGGCUGGCCGGGCAUCGUGCGCUUCAGCUGGGCGACCAUCAAGACAUUGCUCGAGGAGAAGAAGGGCUACGCCGUCAAGUGGAACGACGAGCCCACUCCCAUUGCACGCUUCUUCGCUGCCGCUCCCAAGGGCGGCAGCGCGACGGGCGGCAACCUGGCUCCGACUGCGGCGCUCGAGGCACGAGCGACAGUCACGAUGGAGAAGGACCGCUCACGCCUGUCGCGCGAUCUCGGGCUGCUCAGCGUGGCGGCGCUCUGA
Messenger RNA from Tilletiopsis washingtonensis, 1092 nucleotides. Its product is annotated as ribonuclease HII. The transcript is spliced from 5 exons. The coding region runs from base 79 to 1092 and encodes 337 amino acids. Lineage: Eukaryota; Fungi; Basidiomycota; Exobasidiomycetes; Entylomatales. Gene Ontology annotation, cellular component: ribonuclease H2 complex. Gene Ontology annotation, biological process: DNA replication, removal of RNA primer; mismatch repair. Gene Ontology annotation, molecular function: RNA-DNA hybrid ribonuclease activity; RNA binding. The record is from RefSeq and is a predicted model, not a curated record.